Messenger RNA from Cotesia glomerata, 806 nucleotides. RefSeq names its product probable pterin-4-alpha-carbinolamine dehydratase (gene Pcd). Gene Ontology annotation, molecular function: 4-alpha-hydroxytetrahydrobiopterin dehydratase activity. The record is from RefSeq and is a predicted model, not a curated record. Gene Ontology annotation, biological process: tetrahydrobiopterin biosynthetic process. The coding region runs from base 134 to 541 and encodes 135 amino acids. The transcript has 3 exons. NCBI's taxonomy places the organism in Eukaryota, Metazoa, Arthropoda, Insecta, Hymenoptera, Braconidae.
CUCAAUAGGUCAGUUCCAAAUCAAUGUUAGUACAUAAUUUAUAUUUACCUCCAUUAAAGCCGAGCUCUGCUAGCCAGUUCUAAUAAAAUUUGUAAAAAAAGGCUGAUACCGUUCAUAUUUAUACUCAACCAGAAUGGAAACUAUAUUCUAUAAAAUCUGUCACUCCAGUGGUAAAAAUCAUACGUUUCUGAGCUGUUUGCGACGAAGGAACUUAACAACUUUCAAGAAUUUAAAUAAAGAAAUGACAAAACUUCAAUUAUCAGAACGAGAUGAUGUAUUGAAGCCAUUCUUACAAAAAGGUUGGACCAUUAAAACUGAAAGAGAUGCCAUGUACAAGGAAUUUUCUUUUAAAAAUUUUAAUGAGGCAUUUAGUUUCAUGACUAGCAUUGCUCUUGAAGCAGAAAAAAUGGAUCAUCAUCCCGAAUGGUUCAAUGUUUACAAUAAAGUAAAUAUAACUCUUACAUCUCACGAUGUCAGCGGUCUAUCUCAACGUGAUAUUAAGCUCGCGAAAUUUAUCGAAAAUAAAUUGCAACUUAUGUGAUAACCACGUAAUAGAGUACAGUUUUUUUUUUAAUUUUUUCAUUGAUUGUGCUCAUUUAUCUUUAAUUGAAGUUAUUAAACUUUAUUCGGCAUAUCUCACAAAAAGAUUGUGCUUUACUCAUGUAAUAAAAAUAUAUUUUUUUUAAAGAUCAGUGAGUUAUAUCACCGAUUUUUAAUUAGUGCUAAUAUUGUUGUAAUUCACUGAAUAGUAUACCAAAUUUUCUUUUGAUAUAUUAUUGUAAGAAAAUAAAACGCCUCCAAUGAAA